AUGGCGUGCAGGGCUUUAGUGCUUCACGGGGCACAGGAUCUUCGGCUGGAAACGCGGCCAAUAGCUCCCCCGGCAACAGACGAAGUCCAGGUCGCCGUUCGAGCCACCGGUCUCUGCGGCUCAGACCUGCAUUACUAUCACCACGGCAGGAAUGGGAACUUUGUCCUGCGCCAGCCCUUGGUUCUCGGCCAUGAAUCCGUCGGUGAAGUGGUUGCCGUUGGAUCAUCCUCAGACAGCUUCAAGGUAGGGGACCGAGUGGCCCUCGAAGUCGGCCUGCCGUGUCGAAAGUGUCUUCUCUGCCGUCAGGGCAGAUACAACAUCUGCCGUUCCUUGAGAUUCCGCAGCUCAGCUGCUGUUUUCCCCCAUCUCGACGGGACGCUGAUGGACGUCACCAACCACCCAGCCGCUAUGUGCCAUCGUCUGCCCGACUCCAUCUCAGACGUGCAGGGAGCUCUGCUCGAACCUCUUGCUGUCUGUCUGCAUGCGAUUAAUCGCUCUAACCCGCCAACCGCAGAAGACGUAGCACUUGCUAAGUCCGUCGCGGCUGCGAAUGGUGGCGCCGCCCCAGACAGCGAAACUGCAGCGCUGAUAUUCGGCGCCGGUGCUAUUGGCUUGCUGCUCGCAUCAGCUCUGGCUAUCACGCAGCACUUUACGACUAUCGUUGUGACGGAUAUCAACCAGGCAAGAUUGGACAUUGCCUCCUCGCUCCCUUUUGGUUGCAUCAGGACACAUUUGCUUGGUCCCCCUGGCCGAACGGCUACGUCUGCAUUCACUCCCGCAACUGCACAGGAGGAAGAAGAAGAAGAAGAUAUAGCUGCAAAGGACGUGGCGGGUGGCUUACUGCGGAAAUUCGGCUACGGCCAUGGCUUCUCCCGCGUGUUUGAGUGUACGGGAGCACCGGCCUGUGUACGAGCCGGCAUCUACGCUUCCUCGGCUGGUGGCGCGGUGGUACAGAUUGGUAUGGGCGGUCCUCGGCUUCCAUCCAUCCCAAUGUCCGCCUCGGCGCUGAGAGAAGUCGAUCUGAUCGGUGUCUUUCGGUAUGAUGGACGCUGCUAUCCAGCCGCUAUUGACCUGGCUUCCUCCUCCGUUUUCGGCCAGGUAGCGGAGAAGAUCGCCACGCAUACGGUUGAGUUGGGAGAGGAUGACGGACAGAAGUCGUUUAGGCUUGCUGCUUCUGACAAAGAUGAUGGUGGUAAGACAGUGGUCAAGGUUAUUGUUGUUAGUGGGAUGGAGGGAAUAGUUCCUUGA
Molecule: messenger RNA, 1248 nt
Organism: Nannizzia gypsea CBS 118893
Lineage: Eukaryota; Fungi; Ascomycota; Eurotiomycetes; Onygenales; Arthrodermataceae
Product: sorbitol dehydrogenase
Exons: 2
Coding region: 1-1248 (415 amino acids)
Biological process (GO): D-sorbitol catabolic process
Molecular function (GO): zinc ion binding; L-iditol 2-dehydrogenase (NAD+) activity
Source: RefSeq, a predicted model, not a curated record